Messenger RNA from Condylura cristata (star-nosed mole), 945 nucleotides. Its product is annotated as olfactory receptor 10AG1-like. The record is from RefSeq and is a predicted model, not a curated record. Bases 1 to 945 code for a protein of 314 amino acids. The transcript has a single exon. Gene Ontology annotation, biological process: G protein-coupled receptor signaling pathway. Gene Ontology annotation, molecular function: olfactory receptor activity; G protein-coupled receptor activity. NCBI's taxonomy places the organism in Eukaryota, Metazoa, Chordata, Mammalia, Eulipotyphla, Talpidae. Gene Ontology annotation, cellular component: membrane.
AUGCUUUAUGAUAAGACGAAAUCAGAAGACAAUGCUUCCUCUGUGAUGCAAUUUGUACUCAUGGGAUUUUCUGACCUUCCAAACCUCCAAGAGUUACUAUUUGGGGUGUUCACCAUCAUUUAUAUUAUUAUCUUAGUUGGAAAUAGCCUCAUCAUCAUAGUAACCAGGAUUGACCAUGCGCUGCAGAAACCCAUGUAUUUUUUCCUGGCUAACUUUUCCUCAUUGGAAAUCUGUUAUGUGUCAGUGACCCUCCCUAGGAUUCUGAAGAACCUGUGGACUCAGGAAAGAAGUAUUUCUAGGCUGGAGUGCGCCACUCAAAUGUAUUUUUUUCUUACACUGGGGACUACUGAGUGUUUCCUGCUGGCCGUGAUGUCCUAUGACCGCUACGUGGCCAUCUGCAACCCCCUGCACUACCCUCUGGUCAUGAACCACAAGUUCUGUGUCCAGUUGGCUGUGGGUGCCUGGGUCACGGGAAUCCCAAUCCAGAUUGGACAAACAAGCCUCAUCUUCUCUCUGCAUUUCUGUAAUUCCAACCAAGUCAACCACUUCUUCUGUGACAUCCCCCCCAUCCUCAAGCUGGCCUGCGGGGACACCUUUGUAAAUGAGAUAGCCAUCUAUGUAGCCACUAUGGUGAUUAUUGCAGCUCCAUUCAUGUUGAUACUUGCUUCUUACAGCAAAAUCAUUUUCACGAUUCUGAAACUGCCAACAGCCAGCGGACGGGCGAAAGCCUUCUCCACCUGCUCUUCCCAUCUCAUAGUUGUGGUUUUGUUCUUUGGGUCAGCUACUAUAACUUACUUAAGGCCAAAGUCCAAUCACUCUGCAGGAACUGACAAACUGUUGUCACUUUUCUACACCAUAGUGACUCCCAUGUUUAACCCCUUGAUAUACAGCCUUCGGAACAAGGAUGUCAUCGCAGCACUGAGGAAAUUAUUCCUUAAAAAAUAG